Messenger RNA from Talaromyces rugulosus, 264 nucleotides. RefSeq lists its product as uncharacterized. NCBI's taxonomy places the organism in Eukaryota, Fungi, Ascomycota, Eurotiomycetes, Eurotiales, Trichocomaceae. Bases 1 to 264 code for a protein of 87 amino acids. The record is from RefSeq and is a predicted model, not a curated record. The transcript is spliced from 3 exons.
AUGCAGUUCACUCUUGCCGCUGCUGCUCUCUUCUUCUCCGCGGCUUUUGCUGCCAAGGCCACCACCGAGCAAUACCAGUCUGAUAUUACCCUUCUUGAGGCUGAUGGCUGCUCCACUGCCAAAUGUAUUGCUUCUCUUGCCGGUGUCACUGCUGCUUGCGGUGCUGCUGCCGUUGAGGCCGGUCUCGACCCCUUGGCUGACCUUGCCUGCUUUGGCUCCGUUGGUGCCUCCUACGCCAACGAUGUGUGCACUGGCUGUUUUUAA